This is a messenger RNA of Nomascus leucogenys (northern white-cheeked gibbon), 3075 nucleotides long. Its product is annotated as protein FAM149A. The record is from RefSeq and is a predicted model, not a curated record. The transcript has 11 exons. Lineage: Eukaryota; Metazoa; Chordata; Mammalia; Primates; Hylobatidae.
CCCCACUCCCACUGCACAUGGGAAUCCGCUUCUGUCUGCAGCUGUACAGCUGUGAUUCUCAGGGGAGUGGGUAGCGGAGGGGCACCGAGGGGGUCUGCAAGGGACUCAGUUCAGCACUGCUAGGAGGACCUUUCAUGCACGCAGCUCCCUUACUUAGGGGCAGCUGCCUCCUUCCUCAUGCUUAUGCCCACUCACUGCUACCCCUCAAGCUUGCCUUCCUUGGUAGAAGGCUGAGCACCACUGCUUUACUCUCCAAAUUCUAGGAUUCUUUUGGUAUAACAUUUAAUGGAAUUACCAGGGAAAUUCUUAUAACUUCCAUUAAUAGAAUUAAAAAUACUCUAGACCCUAUAAUUGCUUUUCAUUUCAAUUUUUAAAAAUGUAUUACUUUUUGAUGGGAAAUAUUUGCAAAAACAACAGAAUGCAAAAGAUAGAGAAAUGAAAGUGAGCUCUCUCCCAUGCCCCAGCCACCCAGUCUCCUCCUGGGAGAUAAAUGUUAUUAUUAGUUUUCCUUUUAUUUGUAUUGUGAAAGAAAUAAUUCAACUCCCCUGUAAUCUGGGAAUCUGUUUUAUUAUCAAUUUGAGAGAGGAGCUAAUGCAGAAAAUGACAAAUAGCAUUCUAUGAAAAUCAGCCUGAACUGACCAUCUGGAGACAGGUAUGUCUGACUGAAUACACUUUGCCCUGUGAACUGUGCAAAUUCCGGUGCUUCUAGAAAACCAUGUGGCGGGGAUCUUGCCUUGGCUCCCAGAGUUCUGGGAGAGUUACCUCCCAAAUGAGACCCUCUAGGAAGGCUGAGAGGUUUUCUUAUCUCGGAUUCACUGCAGCCAAGUGCAAGAAUCUCCUAAGGCCAGAGGAAAAAUUAAUACUCAGGCCUCACCCUAAUGACCACACUUCUUAGGAUAACUAAGGAUUUUUUUUUUCCAGUUCAUUGAUUUAAGGAGAUUAAUGGCCUUUUCUACAAAAGUAAUUUUCUUUUCCGUGGUAUCACCAGAAGAAAAAAAAUCUUGUAUUUUGCAGGUAUGCUUAGGUAUGUCAGGCACAGCUCUGUGAGGGACAUGCGGCUGCACGUGUGUGCAGACAUACAGAUGUGGGCGUGUCUGUGUGUCUACGCUGAUGUCUGUGGCAGUAUGAACACCUCCACCUAUACCUCUAUCUAUGCAAAUUCUCGAGUCUCAUAACUUCCGUGGUAGAAGUUUUCUGUGUUUAACAGCAAAAGAAUCUGAGGCUCAGAAUGAGAUGGCAUUUCUCAGAAAGGUAACAGCUGGAGCACAGGUGUGUCUGACUGCAAAGCCACCUUUUUACCAAGGGAUGCACCUUCCUACAUAGUGCGUUACAGUAAAUGUAUAAGUAGCAUUGAUCCAGAAGCCCGCACUUCUAUAACUUUCAGUGUCGUAACUAAGUCUGCAUUUCUGUUUAGGAAUUUGAUGAAGCCAGUGCACAGUCAGUGCAGCGGUUACUCUGGGAGGUGGAGGAAAUGUUAUUUGAAGGGAAAGUGAACCCUCAGACCCAGAGUCUGCUGGCCGAAUGCGGGGAGUGGACAAGAAGAUCCCUCCAUCUGAGAGUAUUAGGAAGACAGCUGAUCCUGCCCACUGACGAAGGUGUCCAGCAUUUCCAGGGCAGCACUCCUGCCUCCGCAGUCCACAGACCCCCGCUCAGUGCCUGCGGACACAGCAGCAGCAUCAGAGAGUUGUGCGUUUCUGGCUAUCAAAUAGUCCCAGCAGCACUCUCAGCCUCUGCCCUGCCAGGCCCUGAUGACACAGGGGUUGCUGACCUAACGGCAUGUUCAUCCCUGGAAGAAGAGGUUUACCAUGUGGAUGGAAAGAUUGAAGAGUAUUUUGCUUUUGACAGAAAAGAGGAUGAUGAUGAAUGUCUUGAACAAAAACCAGCUCAGCCGGGUAGGAAAUGGCGCAAACUCGGACUUCCUCCUGUUUCCCCUCAUGACUGUGUCAAAGAUGCCGUGGCAGCAGAAGUGUUUGAUCAUGUCUGGACAAAUAUGGUAGAACUUCUGGAAGAGCUGAUUAGAAAACACUGGGAAACUACACUCACAGAAGGGAAGAAACAGAGAGAAACAUUGAAAGUAGCUGGAAACAGAUUUCCACACGUCCUCAUUCCACACGCUCGCGCUGAUGGAGCCAGUGUCCCCCCGUCCGGAAGCUCCGAGGCUCACAGCAUCCCCCUGGCUUCUCGUCUGAACCCACCCCAGAUUCAUCGCUUCUCCAGCAGUUUUUAUAGUGACAUGAAUGGUGUCAUGACAAUUCAAGCAAAACCGCUUCAACAGAGACCUACCUAUUUUGCCAACAGAACACAGAAUGAGAAGGAGGACAAAGCAUCGGGUGGAGGGGCAGGUGCUCUCUCCUCCGCACGGCACAGACCGGGACAGGCCUCAGACACUCAUGGAUUACCACCUUCUGCAAAGAAAACACCAGUGCCCUGGAGGCUGCCUUCUCUUGCUUCAGAUUCACAGAGACUAAAAGCCCCCAACAUCUAUACUGACGAAGUUCUUCGGGGAAGAAAACUGCCGACUGGCGUGGACCACAUGGCUUCCCCGCUGGUUCAAACAUCACGGAGCAGGUUCCCCCCGAUAGGCACGGAGACCAGGGAGCAGAAUACAGCAGUUCCUGGAUGCCGCCGUGUUUGUUACAGAGGAAGGCAUCUACAAAACCGUGUGUCAAGUGCCAUGCCUGACGGUAUAGAAUGAUCGCGUCUUCGAGAAAGAACCGCUACCCUGGAACAGCUGUCAAGGCCCAGCACAACCCACACAUUCCGGCAGUCAGAUACGCCUCGCAAAAGUUCAUUGACACAAAUGGAAUUUGCUGCUCACACAUGGACAGGUCAAAGUAUUUUGACAGGUUCACAAUAUGUGCCUAAAUCUUUUCAGAGGACAACUUUGACUUUAAAGAAGAGAUUCCAAGUGACAUCUUGAAACCACCUCACCAGAACCAUUGGAGCACUCGUGGCCUCAGCACACUGCUUAUCACUUGAAAAAUGGAGGAACAAGUAUUAUAUUUAUCUGUGUGUCUGACAGUGUGAGAUGUUAGACUGAGAGAAAUGCAAACAAAUAAAUCACUUAAUCUUGAA